AUUCAAGCGCUGAGCUGGGUUGGUGCUGUGUUGUGCUGAGCUUGCUGGCUAAAAGUUAAGGAUUUCUUUUUGGGUACCAAAAUUUCAUUUUUAGCAAAUUCUUAAGUAUUUUUAUUUUUCUAUUGGGUUUGUUUAACCUACCUAAGGAGUCGGCCUUGGCCUGGCUACUUGGUUAAGUUUUCCAGUUCUCUGAAAACCCAUUUCAGACACUCUCCUGCAUUGCUGCUCAAGAAAACAGAGCAAGUCUUUUCAUUGGGUGUGUGAAAAUUGGAAAAUAAAGUUGAGUUGUUUUUAGAAAAAUUCGAAAAGGGCCAAUUUACAGAUUGCGAAAGAUGACGGAACACGUAACAGCAGUCUGAUCAGGGAGAGUGACGUGCAAGGCUAAGAGAGGAGGACAAGGGCAGGUGUCCAACAGUCACCUCUCUGUUCCCAAAAGGGCUUACCUCUGUUCCUCUUGGUAUAAACCGGAAAAAAGAGAAGAAAAUAUCAUCAACUAGGACUCAAAGUCUAAAACUUUUGACGGCGUGAUUGCAUUUACAGACAGCACGCACCACUCACCCAUCAAACGCCUAUGUUUCAGGAUUGUUGAACUGGGUGAUCAAGAACGGGUUCAAAUCAUUGAUCUUUGAUCUGGGUUUUUGGUUUUUUGAUUGGAUUGGUUAAUUACUGGUGAGACUUGCUUAAGAGGGUAGCAAUCGAUUUUGGGUUUUGAGUGGAAGAUGAGUGGAGCUGUGCUUGUGGCUGUUGCUGCUGCUAUUGGUAAUUUAUUGCAAGGAUGGGACAACGCUACUAUCGCAGCGUCUGUUUUGUACAUAAAGAAGGAAUUCAAAUUAGAAAGUGAUCCGGCUGUGGAAGGGCUGAUAGUGGCCAUGUCACUUAUAGGGGCAACUUUGAUUACAACAUGCGCUGGAGCCAUAGCAGACUGGCUAGGCCGCCGUCCUGUGCUUAUAAUCUCUUCUGUCCUAUACUUCCUUAGUGGUAUUGUAAUGCUGUGGGCUCCCAAUGUUUAUAUCCUUCUCUUGGCAAGGCUUUUAGAUGGAUUUGGAAUUGGUUUGGUAGUUACCUUGGUUCCGCUUUAUAUAUCUGAGACAGCACCACCUGAAAUAAGGGGAUCGUUGAAUACCCUUCCCCAGUUCACUGGCUCAGGAGGAAUGUUUUUGUCAUAUUGCAUGGUUUUUGGGAUGUCAUUAACAAAGUUACCAAGCUGGAGGUUGAUGCUUGGGAUUCUUUCUAUUCCUUCUCUUGUUUAUUUUGCAUUGACUGUAUUUUUCUUGCCUGAGUCUCCACGAUGGCUUGUAAGUAAGGGGCGGAUGCUUGAGGCCAAGCACGUUUUACAGAGGCUGCGUGGCAGAGAAGAUGUCUCUGGUGAGAUGGCUUUACUUGUUGAGGGUCUUGGAGUUGGGGGUGAAACAUCUUUUGAGGAGUACAUAAUUGGCCCAGCCGAUGACAUUGCUGAUGACCAUGAUUUAUCUGCUGAAAAGGAUAAAAUCAAAUUAUAUGGGCCUGAACGAGGUCAAUCCUGGGUUGCCAGACCUGUGACUGAUCAAAGCACUAUUGGACUUGUGUCUCGGCAUGCAAGCAUGGUAAACCAAAGUGGGCUUGUUGAUCCUCUCGUCUCUCUCUUUGGCAGUGUACAUGAGAAGCUCCCUGAUACAGGAAGCAUGCGAAGUAUGCUUUUCCCACACUUUGGCAGCAUGUUCAGCGUGGGAGGGAAUCAGGCUAGACAAGAAGAGUGGGAUGAGGAGAGCCUCGCCAGAGAAGGAGAUGAUUACGCAUCUGAUGCAGUUGGUGGUGAUUCUGAUGACAAUUUGCACAGUCCAUUGAUAUCACGUCAGACAACGAGCCUUGAAAAGGACCUGGGCCCACCUCCCCAUGGGAGCCUUGCUAGCAUGAGAAACAACAGUCUCAUUGGUGGAGAAGGAGCUGGUAGCACCGGGAUUGGUGGUGGUUGGCAACUGGCAUGGAAAUGGUCUGAGAGAGAAGGCCAGGAUGGACAUAAGGAAGGAGGAUUCAAAAGAAUUUAUUUGCACCAGGAGGGUGUCCCUGCAUCUCGUCGUGGAUCUGUUGUUUCGGUUCCUGGUGGUGAUGCACCGACAGAUGGUGAGUUCAUCCAGGCCGCUGCUUUGGUGAGUCAACCUGCUCUUUAUUCCAAAGAGCUUAUGAAUCAGCAUCCAGUUGGACCAGCAAUGAUUCACCCAUCUGCAGCUGCUGCAAAAGGGCCAAUUUGGAGUGAUCUUUUUGAACCAGGAGUCAAGCAUGCUUUGGUUGUUGGGGUUGGAAUGCAGAUACUUCAGCAGUUCUCUGGUAUAAACGGGGUUCUCUACUACACUCCUCAAAUUCUCGAGCAGGCAGGUGUUGGAGUGCUUCUUUCAAACAUGGGCAUUAGUUCAGCUUCUGCAUCUCUGCUUAUCAGUGGAGUAACAACCUUGUUGAUGCUUCCUAGUAUAGCUGUUGCCAUGAGGCUCAUGGAUAUCUCUGGCAGAAGGAGUUUGCUGCUCACCACAAUCCCGGUCUUGAUAGCAUCUCUCGUCAUCCUAGUCCUUGGAAGUCUUGUGAAUAUGGGCAGUAUUGUGAAUGCAUCAGUUUCGACUGUUAGUGUUGUGCUCUACUUCUGUUUCUUUGUUAUGGGGUUUGGGCCAGUCCCCAACAUACUCUGCGCAGAAAUCUUCCCCACCCGAGUUCGAGGCCUCUGCAUUGCCAUAUGUGCCCUCACGUUUUGGAUUGGUGACAUCAUUGUCACCUACUCACUUCCUGUGAUGCUCAAAUCUGUUGGUCUUGGUGGCGUUUUUGGCAUGUACGGGGUUGUGUGCGUCAUAGCUUGGGUUUUUGUUUUCUUGAAAGUUCCGGAGACCAAAGGCAUGCCCCUUGAAGUGAUUAUCGAGUUCUUCUCCGUUGGUGCAAAGCAGGCUGCAGCUGCCAAGAACAAUUGACUUGGUCCUUGGUGGACUAAAUUUUUUUUUGGCUGUUUUAUCGUCCUGGUUUUGCUUCAAAUUUACUUUUUCUUUACUUGUUUUUAAUUGGUACGAUCGAUCCCCGUAGAAAGGCUCGUGUAUAAUUAUCCCUCAUUUGUUAUACCUGAUAUAAAUAACUUCAAGAGCUUUUGUGUACAAUGUGUUCGGAAUGAAAUUUGUGGGAUUACUUCAUAGCAAAGGGCUUGUUUUACUCAA
Prunus mume (Japanese apricot) is the source of this 3167-nucleotide messenger RNA. Its product is annotated as monosaccharide-sensing protein 2. Lineage: Eukaryota; Viridiplantae; Streptophyta; Magnoliopsida; Rosales; Rosaceae. Gene Ontology annotation, biological process: transmembrane transport. Gene Ontology annotation, cellular component: membrane. The record is from RefSeq and is a predicted model, not a curated record. Gene Ontology annotation, molecular function: transmembrane transporter activity.